Messenger RNA from Suillus clintonianus, 1081 nucleotides. RefSeq lists its product as uncharacterized. NCBI's taxonomy places the organism in Eukaryota, Fungi, Basidiomycota, Agaricomycetes, Boletales, Suillaceae. The transcript is spliced from 7 exons. The record is from RefSeq and is a predicted model, not a curated record. The coding region runs from base 304 to 981 and encodes 225 amino acids.
UUUGCCGAAAAGGCAACCUCCCGCACUCGUGCACUCGUAUCACCUUGACUCUUGAGACAUCAACUUUGCCAUAUUAUAACUGUUUCGGCUUCUCAUGUGAGAGCCAAGGAAUCAUCGUACGAAUUUGUGACAAAUGUUACUCGAAACAAUGGUGAUUUCGAUGUAAUCAACGUCCUCCUCGUUCCCCUCGUCCACUUUCUCAACGAUUUCAUGACGCAACCACGACGUCAUGCCCAGAGACUCCCAACGAGUUAUAAGUGACAAGCCAUUCGCACUUAACUCCUUAUUUCUCAGCUUUUCGCUAUGAGUACAGAAAUCAAGCUUGUCAAAGUUCCCGAGGUGGUUGAGGCGGCAAUGGCGACCUUCACCCCUAUCAACAACAUUCAACAACAUCUUAGCGCAUUCCAUACAUAUGCACAAGACCAUACGCGUCAUGUAGAGUCUCACCAUUUUUGCAGCCACCGCUCAAAGGAUUUUCAUCAGUGCGUAAUCUACGACUCCGACGCACCUGAUGCUAGGUUGAUCGGCAUCGAGUAUAUUGUGUCUGAACAGAUUUUCAAGUCGCUUCCAGAAGAAGAGAAGAGGUAUUGGCACUCACACAAGUACGAGGUGGAAAGCGGGAUUCUUUGCCUCGAGACGAAAGGCUUUGUUCCCAGUGUCAUGAACGACACAGCGGAGCAGCCAGUUAUGCUGCAUUUGCAUCAGACUUAUGGAAAGACCAUUCAUACGUGGGCUUUCGACGAGUUUCCUGAACUGCCACUUGGACCUCCUCAUCUUAUGAUGUCUUUCACUGGCGAUAACCAAACCAGCGACGAGGCCGUCCGUCUCCGGGAUGAGCGCUCUAAGAUCUCGUCAUCAGCAAAGAAGAAGCUUCGUGAAGGCUAUUUGCCGCCUUAUCAGAAGGAUAACAAAGCGGAUCAAUGGGAAGCGAGUGGUACAGGUAUAACGUUCAAGUCAGAGGAAACUCGAAUUCAGAAGUAAGAUCGUGCAAACAUUUGAUUGGAAACGUCGGCGUACAAUUGCAGCUUGUAUUAGUAUCAUGAUCAACUAGGCAUGUAAAUUUUGACAAUUUAAAGUCAAG